Molecule: messenger RNA, 864 nt
Organism: Necator americanus (New World hookworm)
Lineage: Eukaryota; Metazoa; Nematoda; Chromadorea; Rhabditida; Ancylostomatidae
Exons: 8
Coding region: 1-864 (287 amino acids)
Source: RefSeq, a predicted model, not a curated record
AUGGCAACACUUUGCAUUUUGUGGUUCACUGCACUGUUUGGCUGGAACAAGCUCUCUGCCGAACUAGCUUGUUCCUUUUGGAGAAUGGAGAAAAACGAAAAAAAUAUGGUUGGGAUGCAAAUCUCCAGUGCGGCUGUGACAAAGGAUGACUGCUUCCGUUUAUGUUAUAAGAUGUCCGGCUGCAAGUACAUUGAAUACGAGAAUGAUUCUUGCGACCUCUUCACGGAUGACAACGCUGUUCAACACACAUUCAGAAAAGAAGCGUACGUUAUUGGAAGAGGCGCAGAGAUUGAUGAGAGCUGUGAACGUGAUGUAGUCCUUGACGAACCAAGGUUGGACGGACUUUCUACAGCCACCGAACGUGAUUUGCUAACAUCUUCGUCGAAUUUGGCAGAGUCAACAUUCGCAGGCCCGGAAUUGACGACAGUUCCUGCAUAUGAGCUUCUCGGUUGGGAGUACUACCACGAAACGAAUAUGUGCUAUAAGAAGUUCCGGGUGGCCGGUGGCGGUAAUCAAGAUGUAAAGGAAUCAGAGAAAAAUUGCACUGGUUACGGAGGGAAUUUAGCGUCAAUUCAUUCUGCGGCACAAAACAAUUUUUUACAGCAGAUGCUCCCCAUCACCCCCUGUGUGAUCGGAUUGAAAUUUGUUGAAAAUCAAUGUGGCGUUGCUCAUCGUUAUUGGUCAGAUUCUUCCGUUGUCAAUUUCGAAAAUUGGGAACCAGGAGAACCAAACAAUAAUAUGUGUGAGCAGUUCUGUACAUAUCUGCAAAGUGAUGGAACGUGGAACAAUUAUAGAUGUGAUGCUAACAGUGCAUUCGUCUGUGAAACUGAUAAUAUUGUCUACUGCCCUCAACGCAGAACGUGA